Drosophila ficusphila is the source of this 1359-nucleotide messenger RNA. RefSeq names its product gustatory receptor for sugar taste 64a-like. The coding region runs from base 1 to 1359 and encodes 452 amino acids. Gene Ontology annotation, biological process: detection of chemical stimulus involved in sensory perception of taste; sensory perception of sweet taste. Gene Ontology annotation, molecular function: sweet taste receptor activity. The record is from RefSeq and is a predicted model, not a curated record. The transcript has 7 exons. Gene Ontology annotation, cellular component: membrane. Lineage: Eukaryota; Metazoa; Arthropoda; Insecta; Diptera; Drosophilidae.
AUGAAAGGACAUAAUUUGAAUUUCCGCAAAAAUCGUAGUAAGGAUACCACUAAUGAUGGAAAGGCAGUGGAGAGUUUAACUAGGCCGGAAAAGCCUCCAUCGAAUACGGAAUUCAACAUAUUGGCAAGCGAAAAGCUGCCAAAUUAUGAGAAACUGGAUCUGUUUCAUCGAGCUGUCUAUCCGUUCAUGUUUUUGGCUCAGUGCUUUGCCAUAAUGCCCUUGAUUGGCAUUCGGGAGUCCAACCCGCGAAGGAUUCGAUUUGCCUACAAGUCAAUACCGAUGAUCGUUACCCUGAUUUUUAUGGCUGCCACUUUAAUAUUGUUUCUGGGAAUGCUCUGUCACUUGGUCAGGAUUGGUAUUACAGCGAAAAAUUUUGGUGGUCUCGUUUUCUUCAGUUGUGUUUUAUCAGCCUACAUCGUGGUUAUUCGCCUGGCAAAAAAAUGGCCAGAACUUAUUAGAUACUGGACAAAGACGGAAAUGGUGUUUAAUAAAACUCCUUAUGAAAUGCCGAAAAGAAAUCUUUGGCGUCGAGUUCAACUGGCUGCUUUAGCGAUUAUAGCAUUGUCUUUGGGAGAACACGCUCUGUUCCAAGUAUCAGCUAUUCUGAGCUACCAGCGUCGCAUUAAUUUGUGCACCAAUAUUACAAGAGUAGCCAGUUUUGAUGAUUACAUCCAAAGGAACUACGACUAUGUGUUUCAACUGCUGCCUUACAGUCCCAUUGUAGCUGCUUUUGUGCUGAUAGCCAAUGGUGCCUGCACUUUUGUCUGGAACUACAUGGACCUCUUUAUCAUGAUGGUUAGCAUGGGGCUGUCCUAUCGCUUUGAGCAAAUCACUGGCCGUAUUCGCAAAUUGGAACAUGAGGAGGUCUCUGAGUCGGUGUUUAUCCAAAUUCGGGAGCACUACGUUAAAAUGUGUGAAUUACUGGAGUUUGUGGAUAACGCUAUGUCGAGUCUUAUCUUAAUUUCGUGCUUUAAUAACCUCUACUUUGUGUGCUUCCAACUGCUGAACAUUUUUAACAAACUUCACUGGCCCAUCAACUAUGUAUACUUCUGGUAUUCGCUACUAUAUCUCAUCGGACGAACCGCCUUCGUUUUUCUCACUGCAGCGGAUAUCAAUGAGGAAUCGAAGAGGGGUCUUGGAAUCCUCAGAAGGGUUUCGAGCCGCAGUUGGUGUGUGGAGGUGGAGCGACUGAUAUUCCAGAUGACGACCCAGACAGUCGCCCUUUCCGGCAAAAAGUUUUACUUCCUCACACGGCGCCUUCUCUUUGGAAUGGCCGGAACCAUUGUCACCUACGAGCUGGUCCUCCUGCAAUUCGAUGAACCCAAUCGUCGCAAAGGAUUGCAGCCCUUGUGCGCUUGA